GCGGGCGGAAGAGCCUCGAGAGCUCGGCGCACGUUCGAGCGGGAGGGGGCGGGGCCGACGGGGAAGAGGCGUGGCUUGCUCCCCCAGCAACCCAGGGUUGUGGAGACCGUUGCUAGGCGCCGGGAUGCUGCGCGUCCUACCUGGUUCCCGGCGCGGAGCAUCUUCUUUCGUCCUCCCUGCUGCGGCCGGCCAUGCACUCCCGGGCCGAGGGGGCCGCGCUGGAGCGGAGGCGCUACCGGGAGCUGCAGAGGCAAAGCCGGAUCUUUGAUGCCCGCGUCAGGACCAUCGGGGUUGACAAGGAAGCUUUGGACACCCAGGUCAAAGACGGAAAGAUCCGAGAAGCAGUUCAGAGGGCCCGUAAUGACUCAAUUGCUGCAGAAAUGAAACAAAACGAUAAGAUCCUCUGUAUGUUAGAUCAACGACAGAAAAAAGAUACUCAGAUUCUCAACAAAGCUAUCAACGAAUUUCGUCAAACUUAUCAGAAGCCAGAAACACGGCGGGAAUUUGACCUGUCUGACCCACAAGGGCCGCAGAAAGACAGCGCUGCUCGCCUUGCUGACAGUGACCCUCGCUGCACCAUAUCCAGCUUGCAGAAGUUCAUGGGAGAAGAUUUAAACAGCAAGAACAGGUGGAGGUUCCAGCAAGAGCAAACAAGAGAAUGGCUUUUUCAGCAAGGAAAGGAGAAGCAGAAUGCGCUGACAGACAAAAAAUGUGCAGGUGAUCUCUAUGACCAACACAGAAUGGCGCUUGAUCAAAAGGCCAUGGAUCUCCAAAGAACAGAUGAGGAAACCAGGCGAGCAAUUUGUAUCACUACUACAGAAUUCAAUAAAGCCCUGGCUGCUGAAUCCGAGCGUAGGAGAAGACUCGAAAAACAGCAAGAAGAAGAAGCAAAAGAAAGGGAGAUUUUGAACCAGCUUCAGGGGGAUCUGCUGACCGAAAACCCACAGCAAGCUGUCUGCUCCUUUGGGCCGAAUCGCGUCAUCACGGAUCGGUGGAAGGGGAUGAGCCAGGAUCAGCUGAAGGAAAUCCGUGAUAUUCAGCUGCAACAAGUGCUGGAGAAGCUGAGGUUGGACAAGGAGGAACGCCAGAGAAACGCGGAAUGGGACCGAAAGCGGGUGCAGGAGGCCAGAGCUGAAUUGCUCUAUGAACGUCACCAGCAAUGGGAGAAUCGGGGCCUGCGGAGAGCGUUAGAUAAUUUUAACGCCCAGCUGUCCCGGGAGCAGAAAAACAAGCAAGCAUAUAUUAAUGAAGAAGUAUAUACAAAUUUUCCUUCUGGCCAAUAUUACACACAGUUUAACACGAUUAGCCGGUGAUGUCGGGGCUGAUACCCACUGUCAAAUAGGUG
Molecule: messenger RNA, 1345 nt
Organism: Python bivittatus (Burmese python)
Lineage: Eukaryota; Metazoa; Chordata; Lepidosauria; Squamata; Pythonidae
Gene: RIBC2
Product: RIB43A domain with coiled-coils 2
Source: RefSeq, a predicted model, not a curated record